AACAAUUAUCUUUUUAUUAUUAUUAAAUAAUCUUUGUAAUAAUAAAUAAUAAAAAAAAAUAAAAAUCUUUUUUUAUAAAACGAGUAGUGUGUACAAUAAAAAAAUAAAAUUUUAAUCAAAUUUUAAUUAUAAUUAAUAGUGUUUUAUAUAUAUAAAUAAAAAUGUCAUCAUCAUCAUCAACAAAUAGUGCCCCACAAAAAGUAGUCGAGGAAGAAGAAGUCAAAUCAUACUAUUAUCCAGAUAGAGAUGCUGAUAUUGGUGAAGUUGGCCAAGGUUAUUCAAUAUGGAGAAACAAUACAUUCCGUACAAUGAUUUUAGGUUUCACACCAUUGGUCGCCAUUAACUUUAUCUACCUUUAUAAUAAUAGUGAUAUUCUUUUAGAUAUUUUCAGUAAAUUCCAAACCAUGGUCUAUGAAGAAUUCCAACAACAAGACCCAAAGAAUAUUUAUAUUAUCAUCACCUUAGCAUUCUUAUCAUUAUUAUUAUUAGAAUUAGUUAUCAGUGUUUUCAUGUCAAAGAGAAGAAGAGCUGUUUAUUUAGUAGAUUUCUCAGUUUUCCAACCAGAAGAUAAAUACAAAAUCACUCACGAAUUCUUUGUUGAACACACUAAAAGAGUCGGUUGGUUCGAACAACCAUCCAUCGAUUUCCAAACUAAACUUCUCUAUCGUACCGGUUUAGGUAAUGAAACUUAUUUCCCAGCUGGUAUCACCAAACCAGUACCAGAUGUCAGUAUGGAAUCAGCUCGUCAAGAAGCUGAUAUGGUCUUAUCAGGUUGUUUAGAUGCACUCUUUGCUAAAACUGGUCUUAAACCAAAGGAAAUUGAUAUUUUAAUCGUCAAUUGUUCAUUAUUCAAUCCAACUCCAUCUUUAGCUGCUAUGAUGAUGAAUAGAUAUGGUAUGCGUCCAGAUAUUUUAAGUUACAAUUUAUCAGGUAUGGGUUGUUCCGCUGGUGUUAUUUCAAUUGAUUUAGCUAAACAAUUAUUACAAGUCCACAAAAAUGCAACUGCUGUUGUUUUAAGUACUGAAAAUAUUACUCAAAAUUGGUACAGAGGUAACGAAAAGGCUAUGCUUUUAACCAAUACUUUAUUCCGUAUGGGUGGUGCUGCAAUUAUGUUAUCAAAUAAAUCAAAAUACUAUUGGACUGGUAAAUAUCGUUUAGUUGCUUCAGUCAGAGUUACCAAAUCACAUGAUGCUGCUUACAAUGCUGUUUAUCAAACUGAAGAUUCCAAAGGUAAUAAAGGUGUUAGAUUAGCUAUGGGUAGAGAUCUUUUAAAUGUUGUUGGUGAUUGUCUUAAAACCAAUCUUACCAUUCUUGGUCCAAUGGUCUUACCAUGGAGUGAACAAAUUAAAUUCUUUGUAAACUUUUGUUAUAGAAAAAUUGCUGGUAGCAAAAAGGUUCCAGCUUACGUUCCAAACUUCAAAAAGGCAUUCCAACAUUUCUGUAUCCAUGCUGGUGGUCGUGCUGUCAUUGAUGGUUUAGAAGAAAACUUCAAAUUAACUCCAUAUGAUGUCGAACCAUCAAGAGCUACUCUCUAUCGUUAUGGUAACACCAGUUCAUCAUCAAUCUGGUAUGAAUUAAACUUUAUCGAAAAACAACACUCUGUCAAGAGAGGUGAAAAAGUAUGGCAACUUGCUUUUGGUAGUGGUUUCAAAUGUAAUAGUGCAGUUUGGGAAGCUCUCCGUCCAAUUGGUCCAGUUAAUAAAGAUAAAAACAAUUAAAUAUAUAAAGUUAAUUUAUAAAAAAAUAAAAUUAUAAUUAUAAAAAAAAAUU
Molecule: messenger RNA, 1770 nt
Organism: Dictyostelium purpureum
Lineage: Eukaryota; Evosea; Eumycetozoa; Dictyosteliales; Dictyosteliaceae
Exons: 2
Coding region: 162-1718 (518 amino acids)
Biological process (GO): fatty acid biosynthetic process
Cellular component (GO): membrane
Molecular function (GO): acyltransferase activity, transferring groups other than amino-acyl groups
Source: RefSeq, a predicted model, not a curated record